This is a messenger RNA of Nematostella vectensis (starlet sea anemone), 1188 nucleotides long. Its product is annotated as sialidase-1. Bases 17 to 1138 code for a protein of 373 amino acids. NCBI's taxonomy places the organism in Eukaryota, Metazoa, Cnidaria, Anthozoa, Actiniaria, Edwardsiidae. The record is from RefSeq and is a predicted model, not a curated record. Gene Ontology annotation, biological process: oligosaccharide catabolic process; ganglioside catabolic process. The transcript has 6 exons. Gene Ontology annotation, molecular function: exo-alpha-sialidase activity. Gene Ontology annotation, cellular component: lysosome; membrane; cytoplasm.
UUUCAACUGAAUCAAAAUGGCUGGCCUCGCUCUUCCGGUUACGAAAGAACUUUUUUAUAGCAUAUUGAUCAUGCUUUCUUUCGGGCCUAAAAAGUGUUAUUUACAGCGCUCGGAGGAGUUCGGAAGUCUAAAUGAGGUGGUUUUGUGGAAGCGGGGGGAUCAUGGGGUAUCGGACUACCGUAUCCCCCUCAUUACCAGUCUCCCGGACGGGUCUCUCAUUGCGCUGGCUGAGGCACGCAAGCACAGCUCAAGCGACUCCGGUCCCAAAUUCCUGGCAAUGCGCCAGUCACGUGACCAAGGUGUUACCUGGACUAACACCACAUUUAUUGAGGAUGACCAGGAAGCUACAGACGGCCUCAACUUGGGUAGUAUUGUAGUGGACGAAAUCACUAAAUCAGUAUUCGUGAUGUACUCCUUCUGUAUUCACAAGUGCAAGUACGCAACCACCUAUGUUAUCCGUAGCGAUGACAACGGACAGUCAUGGACCAUGCCUAAAAAUAUAUCCCAGCAGCUUGGCGGGCUCCAGUUUGCACCCGGACCAGGCUAUGGCAUCCAGAAAGCGUUAGACCCUUGGAAAGGGCGUCUGAUCAUCUGCGGCCACUCUAUUGGCAAAACUGAAGGGCUGUAUUGUGUGGCUAGUGACGAUCAUGGAAACUCCUGGCAUCGCACGGCGGAGCUGCCGCGAACUAAUCAAUUUGACCCCAACGAAUGUCAGAUGAUCGAGCAGAGUGACGGUGUCGUGCUGCUGAGUGCGCGCAACCAGCAACACGAAGAAUGCCGCUGCCGGAUGAUGGCAAAGAGCUAUGACGGCUGCGAGACCUUUGCGCAUUCCGACAUCUACUACGACCACACCCUUAUCGAUCCAACCGUCGCCGCCAGCCUCCUCAACUGGAAAUACACUGUGUACUUCUCUAACCCUGCAAGCCGUACCCUGAGGGUGAAUAUGACCGUGCGGGUCAGCGGUGACAUGGGGGAGACUUGGAAGGGGCUACGCCCUAUUUGGCAGGGGCCGAGCGGGUACUCAUGUCUCUCGGGGAUACCCACAAGCCAAGGCAACGACUCGUACAUCGGGCUUGCUUUUGAGAAAGGGUUAAUAAGUCCGUACGAAAGCAUCACUUUUGUUAAAUUGAGAGUGUGAUACAACUGGCGUUUUUCUCUAGAUGUUAAUGUCAAUAAUGUACUAAAGGA